AUGACCCUCAAUCUUUACAUCCUUACCUUCAAUUGCGCUCGCACACUGGUUCAGCCCGAUGUUUUCGCUCCUUAUCUAUUCUAUGCACUCGAUCCGGGCUCUCAUUCGCCAGAGCUCCUUGUUCUCUGUCUUCAAGAGCUCGCACCCAUCGGUUAUGCAUUCCUCGGCGGUUCUCUUCUAACACCUUAUUUCAAUGCUUUCCGUCAAGUUGUCAAACUUGCCUCCGAGAACCAUAGCUAUGUCAACGUCAUUUGUCGGAAUCUCGGCCUGACUGGCUUGAUGGUCUUCGCAAGGGAUGAUGUCGCGGACAAUAUUGAAUGGCUUCACACCGCUGGAGUCGGGUUAGGUAUCGGUGAAAUGGGGAAUAAGGGAGCUGCUGGGGUCAGACUCGGCUACAAACCGCCUGGUUCCGAGGAGAUGCAAUUCACUUUCGUUGCUGCCCAUUUAGCACCUAUGGAGGAUGCAAUUGAGCAGCGGAACGAGGACUACAAGAGCAUUGUUCAAAGAUUGGUUUUCGUCCCGGAUCCAAGCUCCAAGCCCGUGUCGGAGAAUGAGGAAGGAGAGGAUGCUCCCUUGUUACAGAGACAACCUCCCUCGCCAAACUCCUCCGAAAGCGGUGUCUAUUCUCCAUCUUCUCACCUGUUUUUCGCGGGGGAUCUCAAUUAUCGCACGUCACUACUUCGUCCAUCCUUUCAAGAUUUUACCGAGAGAUUCCCUCAACCCACAAGGAAUGAGGAUGAUCCCCGACAUUAUCGGCAUCUACUUGCAGAGGACCAGCUCACUCAGCAGAUCCAGGCGGGCAAAACUCUGCAUGGGCUGAGUGAAGCUGCAAUCCGAUUUCCACCGACCUACAAAUACCAGACCAGCAGGAACCAGGCUGUGAUCGUCGAUGAGGAUCAUCACUGGCAGUGGGCACGUCACCGCUGGCCCAGUUGGUGCGAUAGAAUAUUGUUCCGGAAAACAGGUGACGUCAAGGUGAAUCCCCUGAAGUAUACCUGUCUCCCAUUGUUUGCAACCUCAGAUCAUCGACCGGUAGCAUUGGCAGCUUCUGUGCCCCUGACUGCCGUAUUGAAUGCUGGCCAGGGCGAGAGUCCACCGUAUCCCAUCGACCCUGAGUGGAGGAAUAAGAGAGCUCUGGCACGGAAGAAGGAGUUGGUCGUGGGUAUUUUGGCUUACCUAACCAUGACAUGGCAAGGGAGAGGUUUACUAGUAGCUACCGCCAUUGGAGCCCUGGGAGGAUGGUUGAUGAUCAGAUCCAUGAUCAGGGUGUGA
Molecule: messenger RNA, 1272 nt
Organism: Rhinocladiella mackenziei CBS 650.93
Lineage: Eukaryota; Fungi; Ascomycota; Eurotiomycetes; Chaetothyriales; Herpotrichiellaceae
Exons: 1
Coding region: 1-1272 (423 amino acids)
Biological process (GO): phosphatidylinositol dephosphorylation
Molecular function (GO): phosphatidylinositol-4,5-bisphosphate 5-phosphatase activity
Source: RefSeq, a predicted model, not a curated record